UUCAAGUUGAUUUCAACGCCCACGCACCAGUUAUUGUUUUGUUUGAGAUGCUCAAGUUUUAUUACGAGCCCUUUUCUCAGCCUUCCAGGGCAGUAUGGAUGCUACUAGAAGCAACUGGAGUUCCAUAUACACCUUGCUAUGUAGACUUAGUGGCAGGCAUGUUCAUCUAUUGUGAUGCACUUAUAAAAAGCUUUAUAUAUGUAGGUGAUAAUAUGAAAGAGGAUUUUCUUAAAGUGUCACCAACUGGCAAGGUUCCUGCUAUCAAUGAUGAUGGAUUCUGCUUGAUUGAAAGUGCUGCAAUAUUAAAAUACAUUGUGACCAAGUAUCAAUUAUCAAACCAUUGGUAUCCCACAGCUGACCUGUGCAAAAGAGCAAAAAUUGAUGAAUACUUGAGCUGGCAUACAGAAAAUCUUAGACGUGGGGCGGGAAUCUACAUGUUUUAUAAGUACUUUAUCAAGAAAGUCAGUUUUGGCAUUCCUCCUGAUGAAAACAGAGCAGGAAGUGCUUUGCAAACGCUUCAUAAGAGUGUUAAAAUCAUUGAAAGUUAUUAUCUAAAAGACACUCCAUUCAUUCACAGUCAAGAGAUCACCAUAGCUGAUCUUCAAGCUUUAUGUGAACUAACUGAACUGUGGUCAGUGGAUGGUGAGAUUGAUCCUUUGAGAGAGAAUCCCAAGUUAAACGAAUGGCUGGAGAGAUGUACCAAAAUACUUAAUCCUGCUUUUGACAAAGUCCAUGCUCCAUUGCAUGAAGCUAGAGAAAAUGGAUUUUUUAAGGAGAAAAAUUAAUGAUGAUGAUAAUAGAUUUAGACAUUAUAUUCUAUACUGCUAUAAUUUUUUUAAUGAAUUAGAGUUUGAGUGCCCUUUUCCUUUUAUAAUUUCUUUAAUGUUACUAUAAACUGCAUGAAUUUUUUCUCUUUAAA
Molecule: messenger RNA, 919 nt
Organism: Amphimedon queenslandica
Lineage: Eukaryota; Metazoa; Porifera; Demospongiae; Haplosclerida; Niphatidae
Product: glutathione S-transferase T1-like
Exons: 3
Coding region: 48-785 (245 amino acids)
Biological process (GO): glutathione metabolic process
Cellular component (GO): cytoplasm
Molecular function (GO): glutathione transferase activity
Source: RefSeq, a predicted model, not a curated record